This is a messenger RNA of Varroa destructor (honeybee mite), 1377 nucleotides long. Its product is annotated as ubiquitin-conjugating enzyme E2 N. The record is from RefSeq and is a predicted model, not a curated record. NCBI's taxonomy places the organism in Eukaryota, Metazoa, Arthropoda, Arachnida, Mesostigmata, Varroidae.
CAUCAUCGCACAAAAGGAUGUUUUCGCUGACAUUUUGCGCUAGAGCUAAAGCAGGUUAGCCCAUAGUGUGUGUAUGAGAAGGCGGUGAUAGAGAUAAACUGAGAGGCGGAGGACAAGGAACUAUAGUGGAAUAGCGUGUGCACCGCAGAAGAAAUCUCUUGUGCAUUUGUACGAUUCGUAGCAGCGAAGACCUUGGGUUGAGACGGUAUUCUUUUACCAUGGCUGCAGGACUUCCUCGAAGAAUUAUCAAGGAGACCCAGCGGUUGAUGCAGGAGCCUGUUCCAGGGAUCAGUGCUGUCCCCGAUGAGAGCAAUGCGAGGUACUUUCACGUCGUUGUUGCAGGACCAGAAGGCAGUCCAUUUGAAGGAGGCAUGUUCAAACUAGAGCUAUUUCUACCUGAGGAAUAUCCAAUGUCAGCACCAAAAGUGCGCUUCAUGACAAAGAUCUACCAUCCGAACAUCGACAAACUCGGGCGUAUUUGUCUCGACAUUCUAAAAGACAAGUGGAGUCCGGCUCUGCAAAUUCGCACUGUUUUAUUAUCAAUCCAGGCGUUAUUGUCUGCCCCCAAUCCAGAUGACCCGUUAGCCAACGAUGUUGCCGACCAGUGGAAGGUCAACGAGGCAGAAGCCAUUCGUACAGCUCGCGAAUGGACCCGGCUGUACGCUAUGAAUACGAGUUCUUAAAAUCAAACGGAAUAUAUUUAGAGCGCCGGUAGAGUUUAUUUACCAUAUUAUCAUUUGCUGCGCCGCUGGUAUCGUGGUGAAAUGUUUGUGAAACCAAUUUCCAAGUGAAUGAAAAAGGUAUACGUGCGGGAAAGACGAGGACAGUGAUUCGUCCGCUUAGAUCAGUGUGGUGAACAUCGCCUGGAAACUAGACUGUCUAUAUGGUCAUUUUUAUGCUUAUUAUAUAUACAUUAUGAAGGUUUCAACUGGAUACUUGAUAGAAAUCAAAGAAGGCACAGAUAAACAACAAAAUGAGGAACGAACUUGACGCCGAGGUAGUAUUCAAUGGUUACAGGACUACGUAAUGAAAAUACGGUUAAACAGUGGCCGAAUUGUGGCUACUGGCUGACUCAUUUUUUUGGAUCGCCACGACCAUCAAGAUCCGUUUGGUGGUAUAAUAUUAGGUGCCUGUGUCUUGAAUCAGCGGACGGAGCUGUUAAUGGAUGCGGAUGAGAAUAGUAUAAGCACCGAACAAAAUUACCGAGGCGUCGCGUGGUUGUACAUAGAUUAAGAAUAUUAUUAAGAAAAUAAAAUGAAUAAUAAUGUUAUUAAAAGCAGAGCACGAUAGGCGACACAGACCGAAUGGCAACAAGUAGACAAGUUUUCUUUGAAAAGAAUAAAAAGAAGAAAACGAAAUAAAUCGAAGAAAUCUUGC